This is a messenger RNA of Drosophila kikkawai, 671 nucleotides long. RefSeq lists its product as uncharacterized. The record is from RefSeq and is a predicted model, not a curated record. Lineage: Eukaryota; Metazoa; Arthropoda; Insecta; Diptera; Drosophilidae.
ACAACAAUUAUAAGUCCAGCACAGUUGACAGUUCAAAAAAGUGAAAACAAGAAACACCCAAAAUUGUCAGUGAAAACAGAGGAACAAAGGGAUAAAAGUUCGUCCUGUGUGCAUGCCAUAAAAGUUCCCUGUGUGAGUGUGUGCCAGUGCGUCUGUAUGUGUGUGUUUGUGUGCGCAAAAAGAAUAGAGAAAGCAAAGCAUCCUGUAGGAGUGGCACACAAAGUGUUUGCAUAACUUAACUCGCGAUAGCCACCCGCCAACCGCUGAGCAGUCGAGCCGCCGCCCACAGCCAAUAACUUGAUUAAAUGUCCUGAAAUCAAGGCGGAGUCGAGUGCUGAAGCAAUGGAUAUGCCCGAAGGAUUUCCAGUUUGUGGUGAUUUUGCAGUGCGGUGUAUCGGAAUUGAGGCGUGGCCGCGCUAAUCCAUCGUGCCAUGGAUAGCGUCCAGACUUCCCAAUGUGUGCUGGUGUCUGUGGUCAUCGGCGUCCUUCUGAUUAUGCUGGGCGGCUUCUUCUAUGUCCUGUAUAUAUUCGCCCUGGCCCCAUUGAGCGAUAAUAUAAACGAGGCCCUGAAAGCAGAGCUCAAUGUGACCACCGACUGAGCUGGAUAAAAAUAUAGCUUUGGUGUGGUCCCUCCCUGUUUAAUGGAAUAUAUACGCAUACAGAGUUUCUUG